Polyodon spathula (Mississippi paddlefish) is the source of this 3098-nucleotide messenger RNA. RefSeq names its product cadherin-related family member 1a (gene cdhr1a). Gene Ontology annotation, biological process: adherens junction organization; calcium-dependent cell-cell adhesion; homophilic cell-cell adhesion. Gene Ontology annotation, molecular function: cadherin binding; calcium ion binding. Gene Ontology annotation, cellular component: catenin complex; adherens junction; plasma membrane. The transcript is spliced from 18 exons. Bases 88 to 2685 code for a protein of 865 amino acids. The record is from RefSeq and is a predicted model, not a curated record. NCBI's taxonomy places the organism in Eukaryota, Metazoa, Chordata, Actinopteri, Acipenseriformes, Polyodontidae.
UCAGCCGCAUCACGCUCCAGAAGGGCACAUCAGUACCUUCUUAGAUCCAGUCCUGUGUUGAGAGUUUAUUCAUUUAAUUUAUUUAGGAUGAAGCAUAUAAAGAAAGUUGAUAUUCCACUCUUCCUCACUUUAGUGCACGUCUGUCUGGCAACUGAGGCAGAUUAUGCCCCCUAUUUUUUCAAUAAUGGGCCCAGUGCUAAGAAUGGGAAUAUGGCAUUAUUCAGCCUUCCAGAAGACACAGCCAUUGGCACACAAGUAUAUAUUUUAAAUGGAACUGAUCCAGAAGGGGAUCCAGUGACUUUUGGCCUAGCCUUUGAACCAGGGUUCAAAAAUUACUUUAAAGUGGAUUCUCAGACUGGAAUUGUAACUUUAAUAGAAGAACUUGACAGAGAAAAGCAAGGUGAGGUGGAAGCUCUCGUCAGUAUUUCAGAUGGUCUGAAUAAGGUGGUUGAAAAAGUAAGAAUAUUAGUGACAGAUGCCAAUGAUGAAAGACCAGAGUUUGGCAACAUGUCUUUUAUUGUCAAUGUCUCUGAGGAUACACCGUCAGGAAGAAGUAUAUUUCAAACUCGGGCAGUGGAUCGAGACAAUGGUUCUGGAGGAAGUGUCACAUAUUAUCUACACAAUACCCAUAAUACCAAAUUUGACAUUGACAGACACAGUGGAGUGCUUCGCAUUAAACCGGGAGCAGCACUAGAUUAUGAAAAAUCAAGAAUGCAUUUUAUUACAGUGGUAGCCAAGGAUGGUGGUGGAGAAUUCAAGGGAAAAUAUCAGGUGCUGUCUUCUUCAGCUACUGUAACAAUCAAUGUGGUAGAUGUUCAGGACACUCCACCUUAUUUUGUUGGCGUGCCUUAUUAUGGAUAUGUGUAUGAGGACACAUUAUCAGGAUCGGAAGUCUUUACAGUAGUAGCCAAUGAUGGAGACUAUGGAAACCCUAAUGCUAUCCAUUAUUCCAUCGUCAGUGGAAGUGAUGAUUCAUUCAUUAUAAAUAACACAAGUGGAUCAAUAAUGGUUCUUGAUUAUCCGAUCCAUCUUAAGAAGGUGUUAUAUGAACUUAAAAUCCAGGCUUCAGAAGUAAGCCCAGAAGGUGAUGUGGUUGCGCAUGCAUUUUCAACCGUAACCAUUCGAGUUGUGGACUUGAACAACCACCCCCCAACGUUCUAUGGAGAAAAUGGCCCUCAGAGCAAGUUUGAACUAACCAUGUAUGAACAUCCACCUGAGGGAGAGAUACUGAGGGGGUUAAAAAUAACUGUCAAUGACUCUGAUCAGGGAGCCAAUGCUAAAUUCAGCCUCAGGCUGGUGGGUCCACGGGGCAUCUUCAGAGCUGUCCCACAAACAGUACUGAAUGAAGCACAAGUCACAAUAAUAGUGGAAAAUUCUGAAGCUAUAGACUAUGAGAAGUACCAGUCCUUAUCCUUCAAGCUUCUUGCUGUUGAAAUCGAUACUCCUGAAAAAUUCAGUUCAACUGCUGAUAUUGUUAUCCAUCUGCUGGAUACAAAUGACAACAUUCCCUGGUUUGCUAUAGACUAUUACAUCGCUAGAAUCCCAGAGAAUUCACCCGGUGGCUCCAAUGUGGUUUCUGUAACAGCUUCAGAUCCUGAUUCUGGGCUGUGGGGUGAGGUCAAAUAUUCCAUCUAUGGUCCUGGAUCAGAUCUGUUUCUUAUUCAUCCAUCAACAGGAAUCAUUUAUACCCAGCCAUGGGCAACACUAGACGCAGAGCUGAAAUCUAAGUACAAUUUUUAUGUGAAGGCAGAAGAUACAGAAGGGAAAUAUAGCUUGGCUGAGGUCUUUGUAACAGUUCUGGACGUGAAUGACCACUCUCCUGAGUUUAAUGAAAACAUCCUUGAGAAGACUAUGAUUAUUGGGGCACCAGUACAAGUAGAGGCAAUAGAUGACGAUGCAGAGGAGCCUAACAACAUUGUUGAAUACUCCAUAAUGCAAUCAGAUCCAGAUAAUAUUUUUGACAUAAACAUAGACACCGGAGAGAUCAAGCUGAAAUCUUACAUCAAGUCAAUGGACAUCGUUCAGAACAUUACAAAGCAAAAGGAUUGCAAGUGGUCGGUGGUGGUCCAGGCUAAAGACAGAGGCUCACCAUCCUUCAGCACCACUGCUGUGGUGAAGAUCGACAUCACAGAGGCGACUCAGCUCAAGGGGCCUAUGGCAGCCUUUUUAUUUCAAAGUAGGGAUAAUCACAUGAAAGCCAUAGGCAUGCUCGUUGGCGUCAGUUGCGUUAUGAUACUCAUAACAGUCUUGAUCUCCACUGCAAUCUUCAUGCGCAACGAAAACAAUAGGAUCAUGCCUGCCCGGCACAUCAUUAAAAAGAGACCCAAAGACUAUCGCUCAAAGAAGGUCAGGACCAGGUGGUUAAAAUUCAAACGCUCCAACAGCCCUUCCAAGAAGCUUGUCACUGAGGAUCCGGAGCAGAACAGGGAGUCUCUGAACUGCAACAACAACACGCUGCUGCCACCCCCUCUCCCUUGUGCUCCUGCCUUGCCCCCACUGCCCCUGUAUCUGCCCAAACAAAACAAGCCAGAGUGGAGCGUCUCUACAGUGUCAGGGUCUGUGGCAUCCAAAUCCAAGAGGCAGUCACGCGAAAACAAUGGUCCCAGUGUCAGCUCUGCACUGGUGUCUGAGCUCAAGAUGAAGCUGGAGAGAAAGAUGAUGGAGAGCAACAUUUCUCGCUAUUAAUCAUAACAUAUAUAUUAUUUCUCGCUAUUAAUCAUAACAUUAUAAUCCUGCACAUGGAGCACUUUGUGUGCAAGUGCAAAGAUUUUGCUGAUGUUGUCAGUCAAAUGCUUUCUUGAAAGGAACUAAAAUACAAUACGUAUAUUUAUUUAUUUUAAGGGCGUUUGCUCUAUUUCCUUAUUAAGAUUAACUGGCCUUAUGUUAACACAACACCUUUUCAGGACUGUCUCCAGGGAGACUGAUGUUGACUAAUGAAUUUAUUUAAGUUUUCAAAGAGGAAACUCUUGUUUUUUAGUACAGUGUAUAAUGCACACAUUAAGUAAUAGUUUGAAAACAUGCUAGGCAGCAGUUUCACUGUUGUUAAAAAUGAUUCAGAACUAUGAAAACAUUUUUUUUUUUUUUUUUAUGAAGGAGGA